AUGAGCAAGACGGCUGAAAUAGUCAUAGGUGCUGCUGGAGGAGCUGUAGCAUCUGAGCUCCUGAAAGCCGUGAUCAAGGAAGCGAAGAAGGUGUUGUCGUUCACAUCUGUGUUAACGACGCUCGCAUCGACGAUGAAGGAAGUGCAUCCGAUAAUCGAACAGAUCGAGUCGCGGCAAGAUCCUGAGGAACUAAAGACUCUGAUUGAUACGAUCGAUAAAGCUGGUGCGGUUGUACUGGAGUGUUCCCGCGUCAAGCGAUGGGAUGUAAUCUCAAAAUCUAUUUAUACAAGAAAAAUUGAGAAAAUCAAUAGGAAGUUUCUAAGCUUUUGUCAGAUUCAAGUACAGCUAUUUCUGCUUAGGAACCAAGGGCUGAUUGAGCAUACCGUGGAAGACCUUACAAAUUCUGUCCAAGCCCUUGAACUUUUGAUUGCUCAAGCACCACCUGUUUUUAGGAGGGAUCUUUGUUCGGUUCGCAAGCUUGAUUUAGUUCCUGUUGGAUUGGAUUGGCCAUUGAUGAAGCUAAGAAAGAAGCUCCUUUAUGAUUCUGUGGACAGUCUUCUGGUGUCCGCUCCUCCGGGAUGCGGAAAGACCACGCUCGUUACUCAGCUUUGCCACGACCAAGAGAUCAAAGGAAAGUUCACGCAUGUCUUCUUUAAUGUUGUGUCAAGUACUCCUAACUUUAGGGUCAUAGUACAGAAUCUACUCCAGCACAACGGUUACCCUCCACAUACAUUUGACAACGAUUCUCAAGCAACUUUUGCCUUAGAAAAACUGCUUCAGGAACUCAUAGAAGACGGUCCUGUAUUGUUGGUCUUGGAUGAUGUGUGGAGUGGAGCGGAGUUCUCGCUUCUUAAGAAAUUUCGGAUUAAGUUACCAGGUUAUAAGAUUUUGGUGACUUCUCGGUUCGACUUACCGCGUUUUGGUUCCAGUCAUCGUUUGGAACCUUUGGAAGGUGAACAUGCUAAGUCCCUUCUCAUUCAAUGGGCAUCGCGGCCUUAUAACGCGUCUCCAGCUUAG
Molecule: messenger RNA, 1017 nt
Organism: Eutrema salsugineum
Lineage: Eukaryota; Viridiplantae; Streptophyta; Magnoliopsida; Brassicales; Brassicaceae
Product: probable disease resistance protein At5g66900
Exons: 2
Coding region: 1-1017 (338 amino acids)
Biological process (GO): defense response to fungus
Molecular function (GO): ADP binding
Source: RefSeq, a predicted model, not a curated record